This is a messenger RNA of Magallana angulata, 1125 nucleotides long. RefSeq names its product ceroid-lipofuscinosis neuronal protein 6 homolog. Bases 108 to 1061 code for a protein of 317 amino acids. Lineage: Eukaryota; Metazoa; Mollusca; Bivalvia; Ostreida; Ostreidae. The transcript is spliced from 8 exons. The record is from RefSeq and is a predicted model, not a curated record.
UAUCUGUGUGGGUAAAUAUCAUGGUGACACACGAAGAUUACAGAGAACUCUGAACUACACACGUUGUGUUAUGAGGACUCGGGGGUAGAGGGUUCCGGGGGUAAGACAUGGACACCAGACACGUCAGACGGCGGGGGAGGGGUGAGGACCUGGAGGAGCUAAUGAUAGAUGACUUCCGAGAGACCGCAUACAACGACGCUGAGUUAUCUGACGUUGGAGAUAUGAAACCAGCACGGUCGGUGGAAGGGUUCCAUUGGGACAUAUGGUUACUGAUGACGUUACAGAACUGGAUUUUUGACUUUGGACGUCCAAUCGCAGCCCUGAUGGUCCCAACAGAACUAUUCCCAAUGCACCUACCAAGCGUGGGAGAUUACUUCCAUAUGAUGUACAACUUAAUCACACCAUUUUGUAUCUUAAAACUCUUUGAGCGGAGUCAUACAAAGACGUCAUCAACAUUCAGGAACAUCUGCGUCAUCAUCUUCGUCAUGGGAGCCAGCAUCCAUCUGGUGGGGGAUUCCGUGAAUCACCGACUGGUCAAACUGGGGUAUAAGCUUCACCUUUCUGUCCGUGACAACCCCAUGAUGCAGUCGCUACAACCACGUGGUUUGGUAGAUUCUUUUGUUUUGCUGUACAAUUAUGAUGAAAUCAUUGGCCAUUUGAUGUGGUACAUCCCGUUCUUCGUGAGUCUGCUGUUGUACUACACCGGUUGUUUCCUGGGGUACAGGUCCGGUGACCACCCCAGACGCACCCUCUCUUGGUGGACCCUCACUGUUUUAAGCGGUGUAUACUACUGGUAUCUGGUGACAGAGGGUCAGAUAUUCUCUGUGUACCUCAUUACAUUCAUCGUGAUGAUAGGAUACAUGGUGUACAAAAAACAGAAACACAACGCUCAUCUCGACAUCAACGGACAGUUUCUCCUGUACUCGUUCGCCCUGUGCUUUAUCCUAAUAUUAAUUUGGGUAGCGUACCUGUGGAAUGACGAGGCGCUCCGAGUGAAAUACCCGGGACUCCUCUAUAUACCAGAACCCUGGUCAUACUACACUUUGUAUAUAAAACCCUGAUUCAAUACUGUCAAUAUGGCUAGAGUGUAUAGAAAAUAGUAGCAUAAUAUAAGGGAGAAAAUCA